AUGGUGCUUGACAGACAAGAGGCUUCGAAGUGGCUCGAGGAUCUUCAUGCAUCAAGUGCCACCCUAGACGCAGACCGCUGGCUCGACGAAUUCUUUACCGAGGAUGUCAGUCUCCAGUACUCGAACAAUCCAGUCAUUCAGGGUCCCUCCGUGAGAGCCAUGUUCAAGACGGUAUUUGCAAAACUCGAUGUCAUGACCCAUGAAGUCCUUUACUUUGACGUCGUCGGAUCGAAGAUAUAUCAGGCGGCCAAGAUUCGCUAUGUUGUCAAGGGCGAUGAUCCCGAGCGCGAUGUGAUCGAAAUCCCAGGGUUUGCCGUCUUCUUCCUCCGGGAAAGGCAUGAAGAGAGACCAAAGCUAUAUCGCGCAGAAACUUACCUCAAUCCCACCGAGAUUUUCAGCAGGAUAACUGAGAAAGGUCUUUGA
Exophiala bonariae is the source of this 423-nucleotide messenger RNA. RefSeq lists its product as uncharacterized. NCBI's taxonomy places the organism in Eukaryota, Fungi, Ascomycota, Eurotiomycetes, Chaetothyriales, Herpotrichiellaceae. The record is from RefSeq and is a predicted model, not a curated record. The coding region runs from base 1 to 423 and encodes 140 amino acids. The transcript has 3 exons.